Molecule: messenger RNA, 976 nt
Organism: Drosophila ficusphila
Lineage: Eukaryota; Metazoa; Arthropoda; Insecta; Diptera; Drosophilidae
Exons: 2
Coding region: 160-828 (222 amino acids)
Source: RefSeq, a predicted model, not a curated record
AUGAAUCAGUCAUUUCUAAAGUGUCACUACUUCAGUCACAAGUUUAGUCCCAACUAGAACGGUUCGAAAAUUCUUCGUUGCGUUGAUUUUGGCACGACAUUCUUUUGUAGUACUUGUAAUACUUUUUUGAAAAUCGUUUGUAAGUUUGGUAUCGAUAAUAUGGAGGUAAUUGUGCCGCCAGAGAACUCUCAUUGGUCCUUGAGAUUUGUGGACGUUUGGAAGCCCUUUCCGGAGCGGAUUGUGGCCAACGCCACCUACAAGGUGCUCCGCUUUUUCUAUCCUCCCUUCGCUAUGGAAGCGGUAGACGUCACCCACGUCGUCAGCGAUCCAGAGCUGGACUGUUUAAACGUGGGUCUCUACCUGGUCUUCCCCUUCCUGCUGGCCUGCCUCUGCUUUAAUGCCUACAGGGUUGUCAAGAAGCCGCGAAAAGUGGUUAAACAACCGCCAGUUCGACUAACCGAGCUGGAGCAGCGCAUGUACGCCAAGUACGGCUCGGAAUACAAGCUGGGGAUUUGGAGGAGAAAGGAUAUAUCCGAUCCCCUUCUCAAAAAAAGCAUAUCAGACAUACAGAAAAUGUUACCAGAGGCCUUUGAGGGGAACCACUGCCUCCGAGAAUCCGCCGAGGAUAUUGUCAAGGGAAACGUGACCUUCAACGAGGAGGUUAAGUGCCGGCUCUUCGAAAAGAGUUCUCAGUUGAAUAUCGUUGCAGAUAAGCUGGUAGAUAUGGUUGGGCAAAUCAACACUACGGUCAAAGAGCGUUCCGGAGAAGACAAAACCCCUGACUUAGGCAAGUCGAAACCUCCUUCCUUUCCAGUCAAUCGAGCCUGAAAAAGCUCCUGCGUAUCUGCUUAAACCGAAAAAUCGAUUUAAGAUCUUUCCAUUUCGUUUAAUGAUUCGGCCUUUUUUCCGACUCGAAAAGUGUCAGCUUUCGGCUUUUCCUGUUGGUGCAAUAAAAUGAAGUGAUUUCCCGUUUUUA